Penicillium chermesinum is the source of this 861-nucleotide messenger RNA. RefSeq lists its product as uncharacterized. The transcript has 3 exons. Bases 1 to 861 code for a protein of 286 amino acids. NCBI's taxonomy places the organism in Eukaryota, Fungi, Ascomycota, Eurotiomycetes, Eurotiales, Aspergillaceae. The record is from RefSeq and is a predicted model, not a curated record.
AUGCACGCCAACACGUUCCUUCUCGGCCUGGUGGCCUCUCUGGUUACUGUUAGCAACGCCGAGGUCCACAACCUGCACGCUCGUCACUUGAACCGCGUCCGUGGGGUCAACGGCACUGCACCCUCCAGCUCGCUGCAGACCUCGACUUACACCGUCACCCCCACUCCCCUGCAAUCUUCCUCCAGCUCUAUUGUGUCUUCGACUCCUAUCAGCUCUAUUCCUCUGGGCCCUGGCAGCAGCAGUGCUGGGGUUGGUUCCACCGAGUCUGGUACCGGCAGCACCACCGAUCUUACCGUCACUUACACCCUGGGCACCGGUACUUCCACCAGCGUUGUGACCACCACUAUUCACCGGACUGCUACCGAUGUCCACACUGUCACUGCUUCUGAGACUCUCAAUGCUGGCGGUGAGAACCGUGUUCAACAGACCACUACUGUCGAAGGCACCUCGACUAGCACUCUGACUAUUACUGUGGUCCCCACUGUGACUGCUAGUGGCAAGGAUACUGGCAGCGGCUGCAACCCCGCCACUGUCACUGUCACUGCCACUGAAACCGUGACUGUUAAUGCUGGUCCCACCGACGCCGCUGGACAGAAUCUCGAGCAGGAGGAUGGACAUCAUGGACAUGGCGAUGCGCCCACUGCCACUGUCUCUACAGUCGCUCCCACCACUCCCACCGUGACUGCCAACCCCCCUCCCUUCGGCAACGGCACUCACACCAUACCGCCUUUCAGCAGCUCGUCUUCGGGCUUCCUGACUAGCUCGGUACCCGUCUCGGGCUCUGCGAGCCCCAAGCCUUUCCUGAGCUCCUCCAGCAGCUUGAAGGCUUUCCCCACCAAAUUCCACCGUCGCUAUGUCUAG